Molecule: messenger RNA, 5412 nt
Organism: Fusarium keratoplasticum
Lineage: Eukaryota; Fungi; Ascomycota; Sordariomycetes; Hypocreales; Nectriaceae
Exons: 8
Coding region: 1-5412 (1803 amino acids)
Source: RefSeq, a predicted model, not a curated record
AUGUCCACUUCUGAGGGCGCCUCGGACGGGCCGGGCACCACGGCUCGGGAUCUGGUGAGGGAGAUUGCCAAAGAUCGUGGCUAUCUAGGCGAAGACCAGCUCGCCGCCAUCGGAGCCAUCAACCCCGACCUCAGGCGUGAGGUUGAAGAGGCUCUCCUCCGGAAGGAUGAGAUGAUCGGUUCGGCCGUUUUGACAUUAGCGAGAAACCUCUACACAAGCAAUGCAAGAUUCGUCUUUGAGCUUUUGCAGAAUGCCGACGACAACAAUUACAGUACCGCCAUUUCGCAAGGCGAGGAUCCUUAUGUUUCGUUCAAGAUUUGGCCCGACAAGGUGUCGAUUGAGUGCAAUGAGAAUGGCUUCACACAUGAAAACCUGAGAGCGAUCUGCGCCAUCGGCAAAAGCUCCAAAGUCGGCGCAGCGGGCUACAUCGGCGAGAAGGGCAUCGGUUUCAAGUCUGUGUUUAUGGCCGCCUGGAAGGUUCACAUCCAGUCCAACGACUUUUCCUUCUCCUUUACUCAUCGAAAGGGAGACUCGGGACUCGGCAUGGUUACGCCUGUGUGGGAGGAGACUGACGAAGUUCUUGGGGAGACCCUGACACGGAUUACUUUAUUCCUUCACACGAGCGACGACCCCGAGGAAGAUGCCCGGCAACUGGAGACCAUCAAACUUCAGUUUCAAGACCUUCAGCACACCAUUCUUCUCUUCCUCCGGAAGCUGCGCAGAGUACAGGUCUCAUUUUUCGAUGAAGAUGACAGCUUGACCUCAGUGACGACCUACUCGCUCCACGGCAGCAACCCAGCAACAGUUCGAAAGACGACUUCUGAGGGCGUGGAGGAGCGACGGUAUCACGUUACAAAGCACAUGGCCGAGAACAUUCCCAAGAGCGAGAACAGAACCUACUCGGAAGAAAGAGAUCGUGCCGAUUCAUCAGCAGAGGUUGUUCUAGCAUUCCCGCUGGCGGAGUCUGCAACGCCCAUUGUUGAAAGCCAGGACGUCUUUGCCUUUUUGCCAAUGCGCCCAAUGGGUUUCAAGUUCCUCAUUCACACCGAUUUCGUCACCGAGGCAAGUCGACAAGGACUCGUCGUCACAUCCCUUAGGAACCGCGCGCUUUUGACCGGAAUCGCAGACUGCUUCAUCAAAGCAAUCCAAGAGUUCUGCGACCACCCCACGCUCCAGUAUCAGUGGAUGCGAUGGCUUCCCCAGCGCGAUUCCUACCCGUGGGACAGCUUCUGGUCAGGCUUGCUGGACAGGAUCGAGGAGCGGAUUCAAGAGGUCAAGGUCCUUCGCACGCUGGGCACGGGGAAGCUCGACUACAUUCAUAAGCUGUGCCGGCUGCAGCCGUGGUUGCGUGAUAAGCAGGGAGAUCCCCUGUUUAUGGAUAUGGACGAGGAGAUUUAUCUCUCUAAAGAGUACAAGACGGAAGACUUGGCUUUGUUGAAGCCAUAUGGGCUGGAGAAUGUCUCUGCUUGGGAUAUGAUUGUCCGCGUGGAAAAGGAUCUCCAGAAGCAACCGGAAGCGUCACGAAUGAAGAACCCGGAGACGGAUAACGAGUGGCAUUCGCUCGCAGCAAGAGCCCUCGUCCUACUCAAAGACACCGCAACCCUGAAAGCGUCACAAGAUCGGAUCAAAGACCUCAAAUUUAUCCCCCUGGAGAAUGGCGAGUGGGUUUCUGCCGGCAGUGGCCCUUUGUACUACUCGCACUGCCCUGGGCAGCUGGCCAUUCCCGACGACCUCAACUUGAGCCUCGUCGAUCCGAACGCUGCUGACAAUCCUGACCGAAGAGCGCUAUUCGACAAGUUUGGCGUCAUCGAGGCACUGGUGAAGGAUGUUCGGGGUCUGAUCCUGAAGAAGCCAGCUGUCGCUGUGGCAGAUGAGGCGGCACUCUCAGCUUCCAUUAGCCACUUGAAGUUCCUAUACCUGUCAGAAGGCUUGUUGGAUGGAGACGAGUCUCAAUUGAGGCUAGACGGCUACUACGUAUAUGAUCAGGACAUGAAAGCAUGCUCACCUUCAAGGCAGGACGUCUACCUCGCGACCGACGACGAAUACGGCCCAAGCAAACUUCUCAAGCCGAACGAAGAGUCGACGGGCUUCGCAGCGCCUUUCCUGCACGAAAAGUACUUUGACGAAGAGCCAGCCACACCGCCAGGUUCCAGGUGGUCGUGGGUAGCGUGGAUGGAAAACCGACUCUUCCUACGUCGACAUCUUAGACUCACCCAGAUGGGAGCUGCGCGGAAGUUGGAACUCUCUUCUGUCUUUCGGUUCAUCGAACAGCACCGACCCGAAUGCCUUUUGGGCGCGCUACAGCAAGUCUGGGAAUUUGAACAGGCGACUGUGGCGGCAUCGCCGGAAAUCAUGAGGCAGCUGCAAGACAUGGAGGUCGUUUGCAAGGGCGGAAACGAGUUUGCACUAUCAGAACCACUAUCGACAACUUACCUACCCCUGCCUGAGCUUGAAGGAAAGCAUGCUCGAUACGCCGAAGACGAGGACUUUAUCUUUCUUGAUCUGAACGAGCCCAUCACUAUGGGCACAUACCGGUCGAAAUGGGGAUUUCUAGUCGACUAUCUAGGCGUUGGCGACACUGACGAUCUACAAUUUUACUUGAGCAUUCUCAAGACAAUUCGCUUCAGCAAUACGGCUGCAGGUGUUCGUCGGAACUCCAGAAUCUUGGAUCUUUACGAGGUUAUCUACGGACGCUGUCGUGAGGCUGAUAGUUUCCUGAACGCGCAAGCAGAGGCAAGGCAAGAGAUUACUGAUGGAAACCUGAUCUUUGUUCCGGGACAUGACUCCAACCCAGCGACAUGGGCAUCACCCGAAAAGUGCCUCUGGAGCGCUCGAGAAGACAUGCAGACAGCGUACCCGCUUGAGCACCUUUACCAGGCACAGUUUGGGCGAUCCGGAGACGAGCUCGAUGUCUUGAGGCAGUUCUUCAAAACGACACUAGGCGUUCCAGACGCUUCUUGGAGUCACUACUUGGCUGAGAUACGGAAGCUGAAGAGUGUGGGAAGCGAGGAUUUUGACUGGAUCAACGAUCUCUACACUUCUCUGGACGACAUCAGGCGAACCCUUCCUGAGAUUGAUGCGUUAAAGCUCAAGAAGGCAUUUGCUGAAGAGGCUUUGGUCUACGUCAACAUUGGGAACACGAGUCGCUGGUACACAGCGGGCGAAUGUCUCUGGUCUAGCGCUACCCAGAUUAGAGGACGAGUGGCACUGAACGAUCUUUAUCCCGACUUGGAGGAUUUCUUUGUGAGCUUUCUUGGCGUGCAAGAGCUGACACUGGACAUGGCCUACGAUGAACUCAAAGAAAUGGGUGCAAGAGUGCCCUCCCCGUCAACCACGGCAGUCAAGGAAACGAUAUGGGCACUCAACUCCCUGUUGGUCUCUGCUAAUGACUUCCCUGAUGAGGAACCCAUCUUCAUCGGCAAGGUUUUUCCCGUAAAGUAUCCCAACGGAUCGGUCAAGUUGCAAACAGGCAGAACACAAUUCGCCAUCACCGAUCGGAAAGCCCUGGGUGAUAUUUUCGGCCCUCAGGCUAAGAUUCUCGAUUUUUCUCUUGAUGAAGUUCGUCGCUUGAGGCCAUUCCUCUCUUGGCUGGGGCUGGAGACGAGGUAUCUGUCUACCAUGGUCAGGGAGAUUUCGACUGUGGCGGGUGGGAGGAUGGAUAGACUGCAGUACCCUGAUCGCGACAUUCGGCAAAAGGCAGAUGGUCUCUACAGGAUCGCCGUGCACUUCAACAGUCCCCGUACAAUGGCCGACAACCAAGAACUCUAUUGGGUCCUUUGUCGCACAGAAGUCUACGAAACAGAUGGCAUCUCAUCAGAACUGCACCUUUCCCAAGAUGGCCACGACUUGGUCCACGUCCAAGAGAGAAGCGAACUCCAUCUACGCGAAGACGACGAGACCCUCAAGGUCUACGUUCCUCGAGAUCCCAAGACCCAAGGCUUCUGCUACUUUUCGGCUCUUCCGAGACGGAUAAUGGAGUGGAUGAUGAUGGACCCUGCGACUUUUCAGACGAAGCCUGCUGGAUCACGGGCUAUUCAGGUUGUCACUUCUGUUUUGAACGCACCGAUUAUCAACAUGACGCAGAUCUUGGAGGCGGAGGGUAUUGUGGAGGUUGAGAUUCCAGAAGAGAUUGAAGAGGAGGAAGAAGUGGAAGAGGAUGAGGAUACUUUGGAAGUCGAGGGCGAGAUUUUUGCUGAAGAGCCAUCCGGCGAAGAAGAAGAGCCGGCCGUGGAAGUCGUGGAGGAGGAAGACGACCCCGACGACACCAUCAAUCCUGAAGCUGAAGAGGAUCUCAUCGCCAGAUACCUUGCGCAACCCGAGAUCCACGAACACGACAUCUCCAGCGACGACGAAGACUCCGUGUUCCGUCAAUUCGCCGACAUGAGAUCUCCUCCUCGGUGGGGAGAUCUCCCCGUACGCCAAAGAAGCCCCGCGACGUCAAAUUCAUCAAUCACCGGGCGAAGACUGUUUACUCCAGCUUCUUCCACAACCGAACCUCCCCGCCAAAAUCGCCGAACAUCAAACAACACCCCCCAAACACCGAACGUGAGCGCGACGAGCAGACUAACGAGCGGGCAACCACAGCCAAGACCAGCCACACAGCCAGCCUUUGUCUUUGGAUCUUCGCCCGCAGCACAGUCCACCACUUCGGCGUUCCAGUUUCAGGGCUUGGGUGGGCGGCCUGAGGAGCCGACUAUUGACGAUGAUGCAGAGUAUUUGAGGCUGGUCAACAAUGUCAUUUCGGCAGCGAGCACCGCGAGGUUCCCCAGCAAGGGCGCAUACGACAUGUCUGGUCUAUUUGGUGCUCUUCCGGAUGUUGAAGAAGACGAAGUUGAACUCUCUCGACGAUUCCGGUCGCGCAACCCACUUGAGCGCGACAUGAAGAUUGGAGCGCUAGGCGAACUCUUCGUGUUUGAGCUCCUCUCCAAGAUGGACCCUUCACUACCAAGAUUCAGCAGGGAAAACUGGCAAAGCCAGAUGCGCAAAUUCGUCACGGUCCACCCUAACUACGCUGACAUGCUACCUUGGACGGGGAGGGAAACAGCCGACAUUGUCUACUUUGAUAGGAAGCGCGCGUUGACGACGCAUCUCGUGGAUAAGGGCUAUCUCGACCGGACGGCGUGGUUGACCAAGAAGCCGCUGUACAUGAUCGAGGUCAAGGCCACCACGGGACACUCACGCACGCCGUUUUACAUGAGCAAGAGACAAUACCAGAGGAUGCAAGAGAACACCAACACAACGCUCUCGCCCAUGGUGUCGCCCAUCAUUUACCUCGUCGCCCGCGUCUCCAACGUCGACAAGCCAAAUGUAGAAGUCAAGCUAUACGUCGAUCCGGAGAAGCUACGGCAGGAAGGUUCGUUGGUGUUUACCGGAGAAACGUGGUCUGUUGUGCCAGGGCCGGGGGCGGGUUGA